Molecule: messenger RNA, 3902 nt
Organism: Hyalella azteca
Lineage: Eukaryota; Metazoa; Arthropoda; Malacostraca; Amphipoda; Hyalellidae
Product: mucin-19
Exons: 3
Coding region: 411-3680 (1089 amino acids)
Source: RefSeq, a predicted model, not a curated record
GCUCGCUGGCGUCGCCCGCGUCCUUCUCGUCGCCCCUCGACCGUCCGACCGCAGCUGCCUUCUGCAGCAGAGUAUCAGGGAUACCCCAGUAUCAGUGAUACGUUUUGUGAAGUGCCUUCAUGACCGCAGUGUCCUUCUCUUAACUUUCUCUUGACUGAAGGAACGAAUGUUCAUUGCAAGUGAAAGGUUAGAUACGAACUUCCUUUUGGAAAUAUCGACAAUCGACUGAGACAUCGAACAUUAUUAAUGUGCGACGAAUGAUACGAUUUGGACGAGUUUUGAAAAGUAAUCAGAAAAAAUCAAUAAUAGUGAUUUAGUUUUGAGGUGUGAAGAUUUCUUCUGUGAACGCCUGGGUAUCUGCGCCAGUUUGGGAUCCCUUUCGACCCCCUGUCAAGCAGCGACGCGUCAACAUGAGGCUGUUCAUCGUGCUGGCCGCAAUUGUCGUGAGCCUGGUUCACGCAUCUGAGGACUCGGCACGACAGGCUCCUCCUACCCGUUCUCAAAUUCCUGAAUUCAGGAGGACGGUCGGUAACCGAGGGCCUUCCCUUUUGCGUCGCCGACCGGAUGUCACCACCAAGCCGUCGGUGGAGCAAGAUGAAGAAGCCCCCACUACCCCUGUCGUCAAUGAGCCGAGGGAACCUAGGGUCAUCACGAGACCCAGACCCGGUCAAGAAUUCGUAUCGUUCCUUAGAGGGAACCUUGAAACCAAACGUAAACCUCAUUCAGAAGUUAUUCUCAUAACUGAACCAGUUGAAGGCGAAGAGUUUGUAGGGUUUGGAAAGCCUGGUGGCGCCAAUGAAAACUCGGUAGUUUCAGCUCGGGAUGGUGAAGUUUUUUACGUACAUAUUGAUCAACCAAAAAAUCAGUCUGCGAUCAACUAUAACACGGAAAUUAUACCCAAGGCAGAACCUACUGCUCUUGCGAAAGACGAAAUGAGCUCUGUCACAUUAGCUCCAGAAGUGAUCAAUCAAGCAGAAACCACUCCACAGAAUGACGAAUACGCAAACUAUGACAAAACUACUUCUUCAAACUCCUGGCCAAAUGAAAACAUUGAAAUUUUGCCCGCUGGUCUUGACGAGCAGCCAGCAGUCCCAGCUGCGAAUGAACUUUACAGCAAAUAUUUUGACGAGUCUGAUCUUGAUUUCGGUAAAGGCAUUGAAGGAGAAGACAGGAACCUCCUUCCUGCUGAAUCAAACCACAGAAGUAAAUUUGAAAUCAAGGAAGUUAAUGGGCAACUGUACGAAUACGAAUACCGAUAUUACUAUGACGAUGAGACGCCUGAGAGUGAUUACGAUGUGGUGGGCAACAUUCCCGAUGUUCCCGCAACCGAUGUUGUGACGUCUGCAACGAACGCUCCUGCUGCGGUAGAGACAACGGCUGCACCGGCGGCUGUUAGAUCCUCUUCUCGCACACGAGGUCGCGGGUCCGUGGCUCCCAAACCCGCUGUAGAUGUACAAGAAAAUUCUAUUACUAGACAAAAUAGUAGAGGUAGAUCGAGAGGACAGCCCCUUGCAGAUGACGCUACAUCAGAAUCAGUCGUACCUCCCAGAAGUAAAACGCCAAGUACGAACGAGAACUCCGUCAACAGUAUUAAUGUAGUAGACGCAAAAUUACCUACUCAGACACGAUUCCCACCUAGAGGUACGCCAGCACCGCCCCAGUCCAGAGCUAUUGGAAUACCUCUAGUAGGAUCAAUUCCAGAACAGUCGCUCUCUGUAUCACAGGGUGAAGUCGCCACCUUUGAAGAUGAUAUUCGAGAAGAUUCGUCAACAACAACAGUUUCUCCUGCCACUCGUUCCCUCGUGAACUUAUACGCUCUUUCGCAGGCUGUUGAAGCUGAAGAAACGGAAACUUCCACCGCUUCCAGUGCCCUGCAAGACACUUUGACAAUUGCCCCUCUAGAUUAUGACCAAUACUAUGACUAUGAUGAGGUUGCCGACGGUAAAGAUCAAUUUUCAAAGGUAGCUACGGAAUCCUCUACGUUGGCUGAUUAUACAGACACUACUUCAGCACCAACGACUACAACCACCACUACUACUACUACUACCACUACAACUACCACCACGCCGGAACCAACAACGACCACUAGUGAAACCCCUUUGGUUAGAAGCCGGUCAAGAAACAAUUUCCGAAGUCCGUUACCGGGACCAAGGAGGUCUUUCCCUUCUCGGACAACAACGGUUAAGUCAGGUGAAGAGGCAGCAGAUGCACAAACUUCUAGCUCAACAACAGAAGCCACAACACAAAGUUCGAGGCGAGAGUCCAGUCGAAUUUCUUCUGGUUUUUCACCUCUGCGUAGUAACCGUUUUAGACCUUCCUCAAAAAGUCAAGCUUCGGGUAGAAGUGAUGAACCAAAACCAGAAGAAAGCGCUCACAGUGAAGAUUCCACGACAGAGGUUACUACCACAACGACUAAAAAGGCAGCCGGAUUUCAACGAACUAAUAGAUUCGGCCGUCCGAGUUUCAGACCGAGUAGUGCUAUCGCCACAACAACAGCAACUGAAUCGCCUGACGCAAAGACUGAGAAAUCAAAAACGACCACUCCUCCAGGAAGAAACAGAUUAUUUAACAGACUUCAAAGAGGAAGGCGUCCAUCUGACGCCAAGGAAACAAUUACAGAAGAAAAGGAAGACGAAGUUCCUGUUGACUCCAGUUCAAAUCAGAACGCAUUAGCCGGCAAAGAAAUUGCCGACCAGGAGCCUCAGGUUCAUACUUCUACCGUAGCUUCAACUACAACCGAAAAACGACGAGGAUUCUCAAGAAGCCGCCCAAAUCGAGGACCUUUGACAAGUACCCGUCGACAGACUACCUCAGUAAAAGACAGCGAAAAAGAAGAUGCGGCUCCGGAAGCUUCAGAUCAACCCGCAAGCGAAAAGAACAUAGUUGCUACCCUAGAGAAUGAAUCGCCAAUCAUUACUUCUUCGACAACCCAAGCCCCUUCCCGACGCCAAUCAUUGAGAAGCCGAGGCUCAAAUCGACUCUCAGCAAGAUUCAAUACAAGAGGAAGGGGACGAGACCAACAUGACGAAAGUUUAGCUCCUUCAACAACUGAAGCUGCUGUAGAAGAAGUAAAAGCUGUAGCUGAAGAAGCUGUGGUUGAACCAGAGAAUCCUGUUCAAGAAACACAAACAGAAGAAAUUUCAGUCGAGCCACAAGAAGAUAACGGAAGACGUCGACCGCCUGGAAAAAAAAGCGCUGGUGGAGUAUUCACCCGUUUUCGUAGCCGGAGCCCUGCCACCAAAAGUGAAGCUGGUACGACUACGGCUAAGCCCACGACAGCGUCAACAGCUCGGAAAGGAUUAUCUCUGCUUGGGAACCGGCGGAGACCGAGUCAUCGGAGAGGAGAACAAGCAUCUGAAAUAACGCCUGAAGAAAAGGAGCUUCUCGACGACGUUCCUGUAUUACCUGAGGACGCCAUUCCUCCCCUGAACGUUGGCGCUGAUGGUGAACUCGACGCUAGCGGACCGCAGGUGGAAUUAGAAGCACAAGCUUCAGAAGACUUGGAAGCCGUGGUCGAGAACGCCCUCCAGGCCGAAGAAGCUGUAGCAGCUCCUGAAGAAAGUGCUGUGGGUGCCGCUGACGAAGCAGGAUCCCCGCCUGAGGAAGCAAAGACUGACCGAAAGCCUGCACGCCCCAGCUUGCUGUCUCGCCUCAGAAACAGACACAGGCUAAGGGAAUAAGAUGUACUAUAACCUAGAAUCAAGUUUCUGCAAUCUGGAAGCGACAUUGUUUUCUUUUAUAAUUAAUCGUGCGUCACUGUUUCACGUCGUCCGCGAGAAUGAAGAAUUAAAUAACUAACAAAUUGAAAGCGAUUCGAAUUCACUGUUUAUUAAGAUCGACACCCAAGCCCUUUUUUAUCAUUCAUUAAUAUGAAAAGCAAUUUAUUAAAUAGUCACCCCUAG